Molecule: messenger RNA, 438 nt
Organism: Scedosporium apiospermum
Lineage: Eukaryota; Fungi; Ascomycota; Sordariomycetes; Microascales; Microascaceae
Exons: 3
Coding region: 1-438 (145 amino acids)
Biological process (GO): respiratory electron transport chain
Cellular component (GO): mitochondrion
Source: RefSeq, a predicted model, not a curated record
AUGACUUCAUCUCUCCCCCUCCUCCUUCCCUCUCUCCUCAACCCUCAACCAGCUUCCAAACCUCACCUUCACCGAUGUAGCUCCUCAACACCUCGCCCAACUCGCAAUGCCGCCUCAAUCCAUAAACCCCGUCCUCCGCCACCGAGUUAUCGCAAUCUACAAAGGUUUUUUCUCCUUCCCACUUCCGUGCACGUGCCCCGCCAACCUCGGGCUGACGAACGCAUAGAGCUCCUCUUCCUCGGCCGGGACUACCCCCUCGGCCUCGAUUACUUCCGCCGACGUCUCCAUAAGGCGUUCAUAGUGAACGCUGGCGUGCGCGACGAGGGCGAUAUCGAGAAGUGUAUAGCGCGGGCCGAGUUUGUGAAGAAAGAAAUCGAGGCUCUAUACACCCUCAAACGCUACCGCACCCUCAGACAUCGAUACGACCCGUUCGAUUGA